AUAUUCCAGAGGAGCAAGGCAGUAUGCCCCAAUCAUCGAAGUCUGACGCCAAGAGGAGGCAUGUCACUACGGCGUGCAUUUCCUGUCGGGAAAGCAAGAUCAAGGUAUGCGCUGCCUUCCCCAGCCUCAUUUUCAAGUAUCCUUCCUCCAGCUUUGAUAUCACGACGAUGGCUUCAGGCUAGAACCUGUGGCAUCCUAGUAACAAAUUGUCAAUAGUGUGACGGUGCAGCUCCUUCAUGCUCCAACUGCAGGACUAAGCGCCGAGAGUGCCGUUACCAAGCUGGAGAGGACAAGCGCAAGUUAGAUUCUCUUUGCAGUCUUUUGAUUUCGAGCGAACUGAUCGAGGCUUACAAACGCUAGACUGUCACUGCGCGUCGCAGUCGAAUUGCUGUCGAGUAGAGUCGACCAGCUUUGCCAGUUUAUCAACCAGAAUGGGCUCCAACUCCCGCCUAUGCCUUCAGAAGAGGCCAAAAGUCUGACACGGAUACUAAACACUCUAGGCCUUUCGACGACGCAACUGGCUAUAGAACGCGACAAAACACCACCGAUUGACCCAGCUUUAUCCCUAGAGCCGCAAACAUCAGCAGCCUGUGUCCCAUCUAACAAUACCAUGCUACCUCCAGAUCAACUUCCCCUAGACUUUUCACUACCUUUCGAUCCGUCUUCCUUCAACUUAGGCAAUGACGCAACCGUUAGUCUCGCACCACCGGUCCAAGACGGUUUGUUGAACUUGACAACGAGAGCGAUUGCAGAUUGGGAAUGGAGCCCUUCUGAGAAUGCCGAUAACAUCAUCACAAAUGUUGGUGGCAUCGCCAGCGUCCAGACCCCCAGCCAUCCUCUGCUGAGCACGUACUCCGGAGAGGCUGCUUUGAGCGACAAUGAAGAGGACGAUGCCGGCUCAGGCACAACGGAAGAGGACCUAGUCAACCAGUUAUCGGAUAGACUAGGGUCUCUCCAAAUUGGUCCUAAUGGUCAUAUAUCCUAUUUCGGACCAACAUCUAACUUCAGCUUGAUGGAACUACCUGUGGGAGCCGAUACUUUGGCUGUGGAUCGAACCGUGCGCAAUAAUGGCCAGGAACACCUCGACAACAUGGGCUACGGCAAACAGGUACCGCAAGAUCUCGAAGAUCAUCUGAUCAACCUUUACUUUACAUGGCAGGACCCCUUUCAGCAUGUAGUCGACAGGACUCUCUACGAAGAAGCGAAGCAUAGUUGGCACGAGCGAGAGGAAGAUACACCAUAUUAUUCCGAGGCACUCAGAAAUGCAAUGUGCUCGUUAGGCGCUACCUUCGAAACACGAUAUCACCCGAGCUUUAUAACCUUCCCAAAGUCUCUUCCGGAUUUCUUCGCCGCAAGAGCUAAGACUCUUUUAGAGAUCGAACUAGACUCGCCUUCCGUCUCUACGGUGCAAGCAAUGAUUGUUCUUAGUAGCCAUGAGAUAGGGGCGAAUAGGGACUCCCGCGGUUGGUUGUAUAGUGCAAUGGCGAUUCGGCUCGCGUUUGAUUUGGCAUUACACAAGGAUAUGACACCGUACGUAAAUAAGGGUGUUCUCAAACCCGCUGAAGCAGAGCUUCGUCGCGCUGUGUUCUGGGGCGCAUACACAAUGGAUCAGACGCUCGGGUUUUACAGGGGUCGGCCUUUUCGUAUUAGCAUGGAUGAUAUUACGGUUGGGAAACCAACAGAAGACUUAUCAAGUGGACGGAUCGAGCAAUGGCUUCCUUACGUUUCGCGCCUCAGCAACGGCAACGCCCCGAUACCCAUACAGGACUACACUGAGGUCAUCAGUCUAUACCGCAUAGAGUUGUGCGAAAUCAUGGCACCUCUUGGUCACACGCUAUACGGCAACUCUCGGAUUCCGCGGGACAUAUUACAGGCCAACAACGAGAAGAUUGUUUCAAUACUAUUUGCUUGGAAGGAGAACCUGCCACAUACGAUACAAGUCGAUCUAGAAGACUCUGAGGGAACACUCCUUCCUCAUGUUCUUCUGUUACAUAUGCAAUACUAUCAAAACGUGAUACAUGCCCAUAGGCCAUGGAUGUCGUCAAGCUACAUCCAACCACAACCACCUCAAGGUCCCGGCUACAUGCACGCGCAACAAAUGUGCAUCGAGUCAGCAGCCGCAGUGGCAAAGCUGAUCUUGAUUUACGAACGCCAAUACUCCCUCAAGCGAGUUCAUAUCCAAGGCGUGGCCAUCGUCUUCUCUGCGGCCAUCAUACUCAUCUUCGCAUCUAUAUCCCGCCGCAGACGGAAGAGGACCACAGAGACGGCGACACACUUGAGCGUAUGCUUCCGGGCUCUGGAGGAGCUUUCAGGCACUUGGGAGUGCGCCAAGCGGUCUCGGGAUUUUCUUCUCGUGCUGCAACGGAAGUGGGAGUUGCGCUCUCGCCGGCUGAGUCAAUGUCCUUCACGUAACGCCGUGCUACCGUCCGGCCUCGGCGCCCUACGGCAGACCGAGCAGGCGUCUCGCAAACGAGCGCGUACCGACAGUCCGGCCGGGUCGAAGAGCAUAGGCAGUUUUCAGAGCAUAUCUCCUGUUCAUCAAGGGGAGCAGCGAGAAUACCACGAGGGCAUUGAUAUGGACAUGAGAUUGGAUCUCGAUUGGGUGUUUGCCGCGGGAACACAGCCCAUGCCAGGCAAUUGGGACCAAUUGUUGAAUACGGAUACGCUCUAUUUCAAUCCAAACAGAACAGGGUAG
Molecule: messenger RNA, 2695 nt
Organism: Colletotrichum scovillei
Lineage: Eukaryota; Fungi; Ascomycota; Sordariomycetes; Glomerellales; Glomerellaceae
Exons: 6
Coding region: 452-2695 (747 amino acids)
Biological process (GO): DNA-templated transcription
Molecular function (GO): DNA binding; zinc ion binding
Source: RefSeq, a predicted model, not a curated record